Eutrema salsugineum is the source of this 827-nucleotide messenger RNA. Its product is annotated as 60S ribosomal protein L23a-1. NCBI's taxonomy places the organism in Eukaryota, Viridiplantae, Streptophyta, Magnoliopsida, Brassicales, Brassicaceae. Gene Ontology annotation, molecular function: rRNA binding; structural constituent of ribosome. The record is from RefSeq and is a predicted model, not a curated record. The coding region runs from base 101 to 565 and encodes 154 amino acids. Gene Ontology annotation, cellular component: cytosolic large ribosomal subunit; ribosome. The transcript has 4 exons. Gene Ontology annotation, biological process: ribosomal large subunit assembly; translation.
CUUGCCUACAUUAAAUAAAACCUUCCAGCCACUUCAAGCUGAUCUAGGGUUUCUGUUUCGCCGCUCAGGUUUUGUGGUAAGGAUCGCUGUUGUUUGAGUAAUGGCUCCAGCUAAAGUUGAUGUCACUAAGAAAGCUGACCCGAAGGCUAAGGCCUUGAAAGCUGCGAAAGCAGUGAAAUCAGGCCAAGUCUUCAAGAAGAAGGAUAAGAAGAUCAGAACAAAGGUGACUUUCCACAGGCCAAAGACAUUGACAAAGGCCAGGGACCCAAAGUACCCACGUAUCAGUGCAACUCCAAGGAACAAGUUGGAUCAUUACGGGAUCCUCAAGUACCCUCUCACUACCGAAUCAGCGAUGAAGAAGAUUGAAGACAACAACACUUUAGUCUUCAUUGUCGACAUUCGUGCUGACAAGAAGAAGAUCAAAGAUGCCGUGAAGAAGAUGUAUGACAUUCAGACCAAGAAAGUCAAUACCCUCAUUAGGCCUGAUGGAACGAAGAAGGCGUAUGUGAGAUUGACUCCUGAUUAUGAUGCUUUGGAUGUGGCUAACAAAAUCGGCAUCAUCUAAUCUAUCAUCCUUGUUCUCCCCUUUUUCUUUUGGAGUUAAAAACAGACUUUUUGUUUUUGUCUUCCAUAGUCUCAGUUUUGCUAGAGAAUUUAAAAGAUCUUUAUCAUCAUCUCUUUCUUGUGUCUUUAUCGUUUUUUUGCGAAGAUUAUAUGUUUGGUAUUUUCUGGAUGCGGUAUUAUUUCUUUUAUCUUGUUCCAGUUACUCUUGCGGUCUCUCUCAUACCUCUAUUUAGUUAUACUAAAUCCUAAUUUUGUAUCUUUAA